Messenger RNA from Musca domestica (house fly), 1125 nucleotides. RefSeq names its product retinol-binding protein pinta-like. Gene Ontology annotation, molecular function: phosphatidylinositol bisphosphate binding. Bases 55 to 990 code for a protein of 311 amino acids. NCBI's taxonomy places the organism in Eukaryota, Metazoa, Arthropoda, Insecta, Diptera, Muscidae. The record is from RefSeq and is a predicted model, not a curated record. Gene Ontology annotation, cellular component: membrane. The transcript has 3 exons.
UCGCACAUUUUGCAAUACAUCAAUCAGUAUCAAUUCCCAGUUUAUUCAAUAAACAUGCCAGACAUUAGACCGCUGCCGGAGGAGUUGCAAAAAAUUGCAAUCAAUGAAUUGGGAGAAGUUCCGGAAAGAAUUGCCGAGGAUUUAGAUGCUCUCAAGGAAUGGAUAUUGCAACAGCCACACUUGAAGGCCUGCAUGGAAGAUCAAUUUCUGGUGCAAUUUCUUCGUGGCAGUAAAUUCAGUUUUGAAAAGGCCAAGAAAAAACUGAAUAACUUUUAUGGGAUUUCUACGAAAUGCCUACAUCUGCGACGUGUGGAUGAUGUAGAUGAUCUGACAUUUCGUAAAAUCCACAGAACUCGAUGCUUAUCUAUCCUGCCGACACCACUGCACGGAAACGGUCCGCGCAUAGUAAUUGAGCAAAACAAUUUUGGACCCAACGAUUUUUCAAGCAUCGAUGUUUCUCGUUACGUUUGGACAAUAGCUGAAAUUCUGUUACAGAGCGAUCCAUAUGCCUGCAUUCAGGGUUUGGUGAUUGUCACCGAUCUGUCCAAGGUUAGCCUACAACAUUUGCCAAUGCUUUCGCCAAAAAUGAUACUGGAAGUAAUGCAGUUCUGUGAAAAGGCAUAUCCGCUGCGCAUCAAAAUGGCCUUCUUUUUAAAUGGUCCACCUUUCGUACAGACGCUACUCAAUUUGAUAUUAUCAUGCGCACCGGAAAAGUUUCGAAAGCGGAUACACAUAUCUGAUAGCGACAAUUUCGAUAAAUUCGGCGAUAUUUUUCCGAAAAAAUAUUUGCCACAAGAUUAUGGCGGCGAAAAUUCGUCAGUGGAAAAUAUUUGCCUUGAAUAUGAAAAAGUCAUCGAUGAUCAUCGAGAGUAUUUCAAGCGCAACGCUGAGUGUGGAUCUGAUGAAAAAUUGAGAAUGGAAGAAGGAGACUAUACGGAAAAAAGUGAAUUUGGUAUUGGAGGAUCGUUUAGAAAAAUGAAUGUUGAUUAAAUCAGAGUCAAGAAGUUGCGAACUUUAGCUUUAUGAUAAUUGCGGAAUUUUAUGGAUAAUAUGGAUAUGAAAAUACAUUAUUAAACGAGUAAAGAAAGUCCUAAAGUCGGGGAGGGCCGACUUUAUGAUACCCUA